Molecule: messenger RNA, 96 nt
Organism: Colletotrichum abscissum
Lineage: Eukaryota; Fungi; Ascomycota; Sordariomycetes; Glomerellales; Glomerellaceae
Exons: 1
Coding region: 1-96 (31 amino acids)
Source: RefSeq, a predicted model, not a curated record
AUGACGCAUAAGCUCGUGCUGGCACACAUACAAAUCGACCGGCCAGAAAAUCCAAUACUGUAUCGUUUAUAUGUCCACCACGGAUCGUACGGAUAA